Molecule: messenger RNA, 1741 nt
Organism: Effrenium voratum
Lineage: Eukaryota; Dinophyceae; Suessiales; Symbiodiniaceae
Source: the annotation of a GenBank genome assembly
GCAGAGUGAGCCGAGCUCCUUAGUUGAAGAGAUCUCAUGUGAGCGGCGGUUUCGCAUGGCGCUGGUUGCGAUGCUGCGGGCAGCCUUGGUGCUACAGGUGGGGAUCCAUGCAUGGAAGUGUUCCAGCGUGGAGCAGUGCCACGUGCUAUUGGCGAAAGUGACGGCCGUGAGACAGGAGAAGGAGGCGCGGGCGCUGGAGCUGUCCGGCCUGGCACAGGCGGCUUCGCAGAAGGCCGCCGAAGCCGAGGAGAUUUCUCGAAGCUCGCUGCAGAAAGCCGAGAAAGCCGAAGCUGAGAAGGCGCGGUGGAAGAGCCGCAAGGACGCCCUGGAGGCCCAGCUCAGGUCGUUGCAGGAGCAGCUGAAGAACGCGAGCGCCAAAGAGAAGCAGGCAGAAGAAGCGGAGCAGAAAGUGGACGCAGCGAAGGUCGCGGCGUUGAAGGACAAGGAGAGAGAAGCUGAGAUUUCAGCCGCUCCCGCGCAGGAGCGGUGCCUUGAUGACUUUGCCUCUUGCACUGCUGGGCUCAUGGUCGUGCAGAUUCAGCAGUGGAUGUCUCUGCUGCACAUCAACAGGUUCUUGGUGUCCGUCAGCUCUGUGCUGCUGGGCGCGGUGCUUCUGCUGCUGCCUGCGGAGGCCCAGGGCUCGGCCUUUGCGGUGGCGUCUCUGGUGAUCUUGCCGCUGCUGGUGGGUGGCUCCUUCCGGGACUUUCUGAGCCUCGUGGGCCAACGCCCGCCCGAGAUCCUCACCUUUGCUGCAGGGCUGCUCACCGCGACCCUGGCGCUUGCGUUCCUGUGGAAAGGGGCCGACGGCCUGAGAUUGCUGCUCGGAGCAGGGUUGACGGUGCUGCUGGGGGAUCUGAUCCAGGCGGUGCUUUGCCUGGCGCUGCCGGCCACGCUGGAGGCCUUGAGCGCGCUGGCGCUGGGGCUGCUGGGCGCGGCCGCAGGACUGUACCAGAAGCAGUCCAUUCAGGCCUUCGCAAUGGCGGCGCCUGCCGCGCUCUUGGUGAGCAGCGGCGUGCUGCUCUUCCUGGCCACGCUGAGCCGCUCCGAGGCCUACUUGGAAGACAUCACCUCUGUGCUACUGCCAUGGGCAGAGCCACAAAGCAAGGAGGCCGCACCCUUCAUUUGGUGUGGGCGACUACUUUGGCUGUUGCUGCAGCUUCCAGCCUUAGCUCGGCUCAGACCUGUCCCGGCGCCGGUUGCGCCGGUUGCGCCAUCGGAGCAACCGGCGCCGGCGGCGAAGAGCGGCGAGCCGGCGGCGGCGGCGCAGGCCAAUGCCGCGCCUUCUGCAGCCGCGGCUGCCGAGCCUUCCGCAGCAGCGACGGCUGAGGCGAUCGCGAAGGACAAUGCGUCCAACGAGGUGCCAGAUCUGGAUCCUGUGGCGACCACCGAGCUCUUGCAACGCACGGUCAAUGCUCUGCAGGCCUUGGAGAGAGCGCUGCCGCCACGAGCAAGUUCGGGUCCGCCGCCCACGUCGCUGGCGGCUUCCAGUCUGCCUCGCAGUGGUCCAACCCUGCCCGACCCUCGCUCGGAUCGAGGUGAGGCUUGAGCCGGGAGGGUGUUUCACCGUGAGAGCUCUUGGAGAUAAAUUGCGGAGAAGUGGGACACUACAGCGAGGCCAGUUGCUCUUCUUUAGGCCUAAGCCUGAACGCUCGAAUGUGGAAGCAAGCAAAAAAGCUUGGAGAUAAAGCGUCUUCCCAAGCCAUAUUUGCCCAGCUGCGCACUUGUGAAAGCCCAUGUAGAC